CCUAUUUACAUUUAUUCUACCUACACUAAUCCUAAGCUCAUUCAUCUCAAACGAGGCAGAAACUCUUCGACUUUGAUAUCAUUCUGGAGCUUUGAAGCUUUCAAUUUCGAGCGAUCGUGAUGGGGAUUCGGAGUAAGGAUCCGUCUGAGGAGAUCGAUAUUCUUGGGGAUGACGGGAAUUUGACUAAUUGAGUAAAGGCAGGGCAACGAACGGUAGCAGGUAGGGGUGGGCAUUGGUAGCAGGGAAUGAUUUCGUCGCCGUCGUAGGGAAAAGAACAAGCAACGGAAGGUAAAGCUUCGAUCUUUCCAAUUAUACGAAGCCGUUUGAUGAGUGCGUCGUGGACUCAUGGCAUCGUAUAAAUUGCACAAACGAUGCCGUUCUGUUUGGUUAGAAAAGUUGAAGUCAGCUCUCCUCUGCCUUCCCCAGAGUGGAAGAGAGCCGAGUCAGUCCAUGUAAUCAGUCGACGCUGAGAAGCGAGAAAUUUUGGCAAGGCGGAGCUAGAUUGGAAUAAGGUAUGAGUUUCACCGUAAUUCUUCCGAUGUGAAUAUAUGUUUUCUGUUUGCUUCCCGGGAAAAUGAUGGGCGAAACUGAAAUGGGUAAUUCGAGUUUUGUAUGUUGAUUUAUGGCGAGCAAGUUUUUGGGCUCGUACACGAUGAUCUUAGAUCUCGCUGUCGAUCAAUUGGAUUUUCGAGCGGGGCAGAGUGUUGUUGAUUCUCCGCCGAGUUAUUACCUGCGGCGAUUUGUUGGAAUCUGCUGAGACCAUGAUUGUUGGUGUUGCCAGAGAUCUGCUUUGAUAUUUCGAGAACAUUUUUUUGUCUGUAAUUGAUGUUUUUUCCGGAUGGAAUUUGAAGGCAAGACAUGGCGGCAGGAGCUGGAAGUUCGAUGCUUUACUCGCUUCUUCUGUUCUUGGUCAUUCUUUCACUUCAAGAGAUGUACCGCGGGAAGCUGGCGUCUACUGAGUUGUUCACCAUUCUGGGAGGAUUCACUAGCUCUCUCCUUUUCCUUAUGCUCUUAACUUUCAUUGGUAAUUUCCAGGAAUCAAAUGGCAUGAAGACCGGGUGGGGUGCUGUUGUAUUGGCUGAAGUCGUUGCUCUGAUUGCUGCUGGAACUGUCCAUCGGGUUUGCAUAACAACUUGUUUCUUGUUCUCGGCUGGGUUACUUUAUGAGGUCAACAAGCUUUCCGGGAUCGCUCAAUCUAAAGUUGAAUCCAAAACAAGGAGGCAUUGAUGUCAUACCUCUCUUGGCAGCUUAUUUAUAAACCGAACAGGGAAUGUGAGGUUGCACCAUUUCGAUAUCCUUUCCGAAGCAGCACAAGAGAUGCAUUCAUUGGCGUGCAGACUCCCGGCUAAAGGCCAUCUAAUAGGGUAACUAGAAGAUGUUAGCAGUAUUCGAGCUUUCCUGUUGCUUUGCUCGAAUAGAGAGAACUUGGACUGGCAUCAUAAUUUCCGCCAAAAUUCUAGACAGUGAAAGAUUAUGUGAGCAAGUUGCUUCAAGAAUGAAGAUGCAACGAUGCCUCAAUGAGUGAUGCUACAGAGGGAUAAAAUAUAUUGGUUUCGUCGCUCGUUGUGUUUCAGUGAGUGCGGCAGUGCAUAUUUGAACA
Molecule: messenger RNA, 1600 nt
Organism: Linum tenue
Lineage: Eukaryota; Viridiplantae; Streptophyta; Magnoliopsida; Malpighiales; Linaceae
Source: the annotation of a GenBank genome assembly